Molecule: messenger RNA, 1965 nt
Organism: Setaria italica (foxtail millet)
Lineage: Eukaryota; Viridiplantae; Streptophyta; Magnoliopsida; Poales; Poaceae
Product: probable flavin-containing monooxygenase 1
Exons: 4
Coding region: 15-1910 (631 amino acids)
Molecular function (GO): flavin adenine dinucleotide binding; NADP binding; N,N-dimethylaniline monooxygenase activity
Source: RefSeq, a predicted model, not a curated record
AUUUAAAUACUAAAAUGGUCGCCCCCGAGAUCCACCCGCACCGAAGCUGCCGGCAAGGACCACCAGACACAGCGGCGGCGUCAAUGGAUCACAAGGCGGCGAAGCGUGUGGCCAUCGUCGGCGCCGGCACGAGCGGGCUCGCCGCGUCCAAGCACCUCCUGGCGCGGGGCUUCCGCCCGGUGGUGUUCGAGGCGGGCGCCGCCGUCGGCGGCCUGUGGACGCGCACGCUCGCCACCACCAGGCUGCAGUCGCCCAACCAGGGCUACCGCUUCUCCGACUUCCCGUGGCCGGAAGACGCCGACGCGUUCCCGCGCCACGACCAGGUCGUGGCGUACCUCGCCGCCUACGCGCGCCGCUUCGGCGUCGAAGACUGCGUCAGGUUCCGGAGCAAGGUCGUCGCCGCGGAGUUCGUCGGCACCGACGACGGCGCUAACGCGGAGCUGUGGGCGGGCAACGGCGAGGCGUUCGGCGGUGAUGGCGCUGGCCGGUGGCGCCUCACCGUGCGUCACGGCGACUCCGACGCCACGCAGACGUACGAGUUCGACUUCCUGAUCCUGUGCAUCGGGAGAUUCAGCGGCGUGCCCAACAUCCCGGAGUUCCCGCCCGGCGUCGGCCCCGACGCGUUCCGCGGGCGGGUGCUCCACUCCAUGGAUUUCUCCGACAUGAACGACGCGGACGCCGCCGCGCUGGUCAGGGGCAAGCGCGUCGCCGUCGUCGGCUCGGGCAAGUCCGCCUUCGACAUCGCGGCCGAGUGCGCCGACGCCAACGGCGCCGAGCGGCCGUGCACGAUGGUCUGCAGGAGCCCACAAUGGCUGCUGCACGACGUCAACGUCUGGGGCAAGCUCAACCUGGGGUACCUCUACAUGAACCGGUUCGCGCAGCUGAUGGUGCGCAAGCCCGGCGCCGGCCUGGCGUCGACCCUCCUCGCCACGUUGCUCACGCCUUUGGUACGCAAAACGCAUGAACCACAAAAAAGAAAAUGUAUUCAGAGACUUGCUUGCUCCUUGCACUCGACAUUCUCUGCAGGCGUGGCUGAUAUCGAAGGUGACGGAGGCAUACUACAAGAAGGCGAUACCGAUGCGGGAGCACGGCAUGGAGCCGGAGCUCGGGUUCGCCGGGUCCAUCUCGUCGUGCAACAUCGGCAUGCUGCCAGACGCGUUCUACGACAAGGUGAGGGGCGGCAGCAUCGUCAUCAGGCGGUCAGGGGCGUUCAGCUUCUGCGAGGACGGCCUGGUGCUGGACGGCGCCGACCGGCGCGUCGUCCCCGCCGACCUGGUGAUACUCGCCACAGGGUUCUGCGGCGAUCAGAAGCUCAGGGACAUGUUCGUGUCGCCCCGGGUGAAGGACAUCGUCGCCGGCUCGUCGGACACCACCGUCCCUCUUUACAGGGAGUGCGUGCACCCACGGAUCCCGCAGAUGGCGGUGAUCGGGUACUCGGAGAGCCUGACCAACAUCUUCUCGAUCGAGAUGAUGGCCAAGUGGGUGGCGCGGUUCCUGGACGGCGCGUUCCGGCUGCCGGGCGUGGCGCGGAUGGAGCAGAGCGUGGCGGAGUGGGGCGGGUACAUGCGACGGAGCAACGGGGAGAGGUUCCGGCGGUCGUGCCUCGGCGCCGUGAACAUCUGGUACAACGACGAGCUGUGCCGCGACAUGGGCUACGACCCAAGGAGGAAGAAGGGGCUCCUCGCCGAGUGGUUCCAGCCCUACGGCGCCGUCGACUACGCCGAUAUCCAGUGACGCUUUUUUCCGCGGCUUCAGCGGUGCGGAGACAUGUGGGGGGGUUGAGCACAGGUGGAUCAAGCGGUUCCUGGCAGACUGGCUGCUCCGUUAUGGGCCAGCAGAUUACGCUGAAAUUAAACAAAUUGAAAUUUCAUCAGGUCCCGGUCCCCUGGACAAAUCAUAUGCAAUUGUGAAUCAAAUUCAGAAAGUGUCGAGCCCAUAUGAGAAUGCAUAAUCCAAACCGUCACU